CGGCUAGCUUUAUUGAGUCAAAGUCAAUGCAAAUAACUUAAAAAUACAAAGGGUGGCAUUAAUUAAAAAAUCUCGGGGAGAGCUGCAAAACUCAUCUCUCUCAACCUGCAAUGUCGAAAUCGUUUUGUCGCCUCCCCUCCAAGCGACGCAUUAGCCUGCAGUUUGAAGCUUGUAGAGGAAAAUCCAUGGCGCGAUCUGCAGACUCGUCCCAGUUUCUAGGAGGACGAAUGUGUGGGAGAGGGUGAAGCGCGUAAGCCACAGAUUGGCCUCUCUCUUCAUUGCUAGUCUCGGACGGAAUAGAUUGCCUCUAGGCAUCAUGAGCGUGCGUUCAAGAACCCAGAACUGUACGUCCCAGGCCUCGUGCAGCGAGGAUGGCCUCGAAGAGAAAACCCGAUGACUCUGACAUUCCAGCUGAAAAGCCAAAGCGGAGACACGAAGAUACUAUAGGAAAAGAGAUUAUUCUGAGCAAUGGGGAUAAUACCAACGUGCUCUGCAAGUGCGGAAACUCCGACCUUGAAGCUAUGGUGCGAAGAGUGUUGCGAGAGGAGUUGGCUGCAGCACAGAACCAAUCUCCAAGAUUGACCUCUAACCAGUGUGGUGGGAUAUCGGAAGCCAGAUACUUUCAGUUGCGUUUCGUUAAUAACCUAAAACGGGAAUAUUAUACACAGAAAAAUAUAUUGGCUGAGGGUGACGAGCCUAUUCAAAUUGAUCUACUUGAUGUUAGAUCUCAAUCUAUCGUAAAUGAGGGUCCCAUGUCUUCCAUGAAAAUAGAUAUGUGUGUCCUCCCAGGGGAUUUUGGAAGCAAUGAGGAUGAUCAUCAGAAUUGGAGCAGGGAGAAAUUCGUUGACAGCAUCUUACGACCAAGAGAAGGAAAAAAGGCACUUCUGAAAGGAGAUACAGGAAUCACACUAAAAGAUGGAGUUGGUUCAAUUCGUAAUGAGAUUGAGUUUACUGAUAACUCAAGCUGGUUAAGAAGCGGAACCUUCAGAUUAGCAGCCAAAUCCAAAGAAGCAAACGUUAUGGAAGCUACUAGCCAGCCUUUUACCGUCAAAGAUAAAAGAGCCAUCAUGAAACUCGAACGACCGUCCUUGAAUAGUGAAGUAUGGCGCUUGAAACACAUAGGGAAAGGUGGGCGAACUCACAAACAGAUGUCAGUUGAAGGAAUAGAAACAGUCAAGAUUCUUCUGCAACGUUACACAAUCAAUCCAUCUUUGUUAAGAGAGAAAUUUAGCAACAUUCCGAGCGGUAAAUGGCAGGAUAUAAUUAAAAAUGCUAGGGCGUGUGUUAUUGACGAUAAGGAGCGUUACCUCUAUUGCGCAGCAGAAGGACCGCUGUGCUUCGUCUUUAAUUCCAUCUAUGAGGUUGUGAUGGUGAGCUUCGAUAAUGGUCAGACUUAUCGUUCACCGGAAACUUUCACUUCGGAUGAGAAGCUUCUGGUGGAAAUAGCAAAGCAGGAAGCUUAUGAAAAUGAGGGAGAUUUCAAGCCAUGGUCAGCAUUGGAGAAUAAUCUACAAGCUGCGCAGUUCAGCGCUGGCGGCCCACCGGCUGAGCAAGGGCAAGAGUUUGAUUGGUGGGCCACCUCAUCAUUUGAGCAAUUGUACUUGGAAGGAGACUUUGGCUGCUGUUCUUCUCAGCCACUCUUUAAUCCUGACGCGGCUGCUUCAAGUUCAACCCCCAGCGAACGCAAAAGCAAAAUGAUGUGGAUUAAGAUUGGAGUUGCUUUCAAAUUCUUAACAUCUCUCUGCCGCUAAUUGCAAUGUCUUCUAUUAUGCUUUUAAUUUAUACCCAACAUGUUUGGUUUGCCUUUACAUCUUGCAAUUUAAGUUUGGGCUGUGAAGAUAAUGGGGCUCUGUCUGCAAUGACAAUCGUGAUCGUGCAUGUUGCCUUUUAUAUUUAAAAAACAACA
Molecule: messenger RNA, 1906 nt
Organism: Prosopis cineraria
Lineage: Eukaryota; Viridiplantae; Streptophyta; Magnoliopsida; Fabales; Fabaceae
Product: calmodulin-binding protein 60 B-like
Exons: 9
Coding region: 372-1751 (459 amino acids)
Biological process (GO): regulation of salicylic acid biosynthetic process
Cellular component (GO): nucleus
Molecular function (GO): calmodulin binding; sequence-specific DNA binding; DNA-binding transcription factor activity
Source: RefSeq, a predicted model, not a curated record